UCUUCACUCCACCCACACAACUGCAAUCAAUUUUCUGUCAAACGAUCUGAAACAAUUUUGCAAUAAUAAUGUUGUAUCCCGUUAAUAACAGAUUUGUGGCUGUGAGAUAACCUUAAUCGGUAUUAAAAAUAAAUAUUAAUUGGAAUCGAGUGGAGGAUGACUGCAAGUGGAAAAAUUAAACGUCAGCUGUGAUGUCGACGAGAUAAUUAAAGGGACCGGGAACUUUGUCACAUUCUCCUGUUGAAGAGGACAAUAUUAAUUAAUCCACGCAAUGGCCUGUUUAUUGUUGAAUUCAGAGUCCAUACAGAUUAAAAUUCCGUCCAUCGAGACAAUCGAUGGAAUAACAUACUACGUUGUGGAGGUUAGAAUUAACGAGGUUGUAUGGACACUGAAACACAGGUACAACGAAUUUGCUGAGCUCCAUGAAAUUCUGGUGUCUGAACAUUGUGUGGAGAAAGAGAUUCUUCCACCGAAGAAACUUAUUGGUAACAAGAGUGAGGCUUUUAUCGAGAAGAGAAGACAGGGACUGGAAAUGUAUCUCAAUUCGGUUUACAAUUACUUGAAGAAGACAAUGCCAAGGGAUCUGGCGACAUUCCUGGAUCUACACGUUUAUGAUAUUUUCUUCCUCCUCCAAAAUAUGGCUCUUCAAUUUUUCUCUGAAGGGGAGACUCUGUUGCAGGGAAAUAAGAGUUAUACAUUCACUCCAGUUCAAUUAUACGCAAUAAGUGAGAGACUGAAGCAGCCCUGUCCCUCCCUGGAAGUGGUAGAUCGUAAAUUCGAUUUUAGUCACGUACUCGAUUUAAAUUCACACUUGAAGAUUCUCACAAUCGAAGGUACCACAGAGCCCUACGGUACGAGCAACAUAAAUCCAUCUCUCCUCCCAAUCGAGCUCUCGACAUUCAAAAAUAUCCAGCACCUCACGAUAAAUCGUUAUCCAGUCGACAAAAUCUACGGCAUGGGAAAUCUCCGAGACACUGUAAAAAUUCUCGAAGUGCAUUACACGAAAUUAAAAAAUAUCGUAGAGCUGGUGAUGUGCGAGGAGGUGCACAAGAGAAUAGAGAAUGCUAAUGAUUCUCACGUAUGGUUAAAAGUGACACACGUAGAUCUCAGCGAUAAUCGAAUAGAAUGCAUCGAUGAGGCCAUAAAGCUGAUGCCACAGAUAGAGUCAUUAAUUCUGAAUAAUAAUCUUCUGUCUGAGAUUUCUAAUGUGACUCUACUGCCCAGGCUCUCGCAGCUGCAUCUGGCAUCUAAUAAUUUCAUCAGUCUCCCUGAAAAAUUACACACAAAACUGGGGAAUAUCGUGCACAUGGACAUCUCCCAGAAUCAGUUGACCUCCUUAGCAAGUUUCUCGAAAUUAUAUUCCCUCGAGUGGCUCGACGUCAGUUGCAAUCGAAUCGAGAAUAUCGAGGAGGUCAAGUACAUUGGGUCUCUCCCCUGCCUGGAGAAUCUCAGAUUAACUGGCAAUACAGUCUCCACAAUCGUCGAUUACAGGGUCAAAGUCCUCGAGCCUUUUGGCAAACGAGCUGCUGAUAUCUGUCUCGAUAAUGAAAAACCAAAUCAAAAGGAGCUGGACACUGUUGCCGUCCUCCAAGCCCUGAGGAUUGCCAAGGAGGGAAAAUCCCCGUCCUUCAGUGCACCUGAUUCAUCUCUCUUUGCUGCCGAAAUACCGAGCACUUAGAUCCGUCUAGCAUCCAAAUAAUGAUCACCACAUUUUUAUUCGAUAAUAACUUUUAUUACUACUAACGGUUCAUUCUCUAUUGAACUGAAAAAUAUUUUUAACGAGUUUGCAUUAUUAAUUCGACUUAUUUUUUUAAUCCACAACAAUUAAUUGAGUAUUUAAUCAUGAUAAUGAGGGUGAAUGAGUGAUUGUGGGUAUUUUGUUGAGAGAUUUAUUAUAUUAUUCAAUUGAAAUUGAAUUUUCAUUGAGUUUUCUCACAUGAUUUCAGCUUUAUUUAUAUUUCCUCUUGUGAGGAUUUUUAUUUUAUGAAACUUUUGGUGCUUUUUAUGCAUUACUUUCAACUACAAUAAUCAGUAUAUUAUUUAAAUACCAAAAAAUUUCGAGAAUCACUUUUUUAACAUUUGAAAAAUGAAAAAAAGGUGUCAAAUCUUCGAAUAAUCACCUGUAAUGUUGAUAUGGUUGAAAGGAAUCGAAGUUUCAUAUGAAUUUAUAUGUAUGUUUUAAUUUUCCAACGUUGUGCUAAUUUUUAAUGAAUUUUACAGAAUGAUUAAACAUGAUAAUGAUAUACUCAUGUAUAUAAGAUGAAAUAUUUUCGUAAUAAACAAUAAAAGCUGUGAUAACACCUGACGUACAUAAUUUCUCGUUCACUCUUCCCAACCCAGAUAAUACUUUCGCGUCACAUUGAAAAUGGUCUGAUGAAUAGUUUGAUAAGAUUAGAGAGAUAACUCACUCAGUAUUUUCAAAUUUUAUACCUUUAUUCAAUUUCUCCUCGACUCCACCAAUAAUUUUAAAACAUUAUGCAUUGAAAAUGUUCCAAUAUCCAUAAAUAAUAUCAAUAAUAUUAUAAUGCUUAAAUACACUAGGCAUCGUGUGGGUUUUUAGUCUUUUGAAAGUACAUUCUAUGCUAAUCGCGAAUAUAAGUUACAAAUAUAAAUUUUGUGUGCCAGUUUUUCCAGUAUUACUUUCAAUAGAAUUUUAGACCGUUGGACUUUGAGUUUUCCAAUAUUCCGUUGAAUAUCAAAAAUUACUGAUUGCAAUUUGUGCUAUUGUCUAGAAAAUUCGUGAUAAUUAUCACUGAAUUAUCCAUAUUACAAACUUUCAAGUAAUAAACCUUGCAAAAGCAGUGGUUUCGUGUAUUGAAAAAUAGAAAAUAUUGAUUCAGAUAAAAAAAUUCAUGCACCUUAUCAAGUCCAACUGUAAAAUAUCCAGAUCGAUUGGAACUGCUGUAAAUCCGGUGUGGAUUAUCAAUUCGAACUUUUAUAAAUUUCCGUUUAUUAAAAACAUAAGAGCGCAA
Messenger RNA from Fopius arisanus, 2972 nucleotides. RefSeq names its product nischarin. Gene Ontology annotation, cellular component: cytoplasm. NCBI's taxonomy places the organism in Eukaryota, Metazoa, Arthropoda, Insecta, Hymenoptera, Braconidae. The transcript is spliced from 2 exons. The record is from RefSeq and is a predicted model, not a curated record. Gene Ontology annotation, molecular function: integrin binding; phosphatidylinositol binding. Bases 272 to 1678 code for a protein of 468 amino acids.